GAUCGUCUUUGAUUCUAUUCUCACAUUUCUCACCUUUGUAGUGAUAACUGUCAUUUUCUGUCAGUGAACUCGACGACGUUGUUUGGUGUGGUCGCUCGCUUCGUAGUAUUAUAAUAAAAUCGUACAAAAAUGAGGAUUUGGACCAGCGAAUACACUUUCAACCAUUCCUGGGAAACUGUAACUAUAGCUGCUUGGAGGAAAUAUCCUAAUCCUCACAAUCCAGCAGUUAUUGGUACGGAUGUUAUCGAAAGAAAAGUUGUGGAUGGUGUACUGCAUUCCCAUAGAUUAGUCAGCUCAAAAUGGUAUUUUCCUAGAUGGGCUCAAGCAUUGAUUGGAUCAGCGAAUGUAUGCUACGCCAGCGAAGAAAGUGAAGUGAACCCAAGUUUAAGAUCCAUGACCUUAAGGACAAUUAAUCUCACGUUCUGCAGCCACAUAGCAGUUAACGAAACUCUAAAGUAUGUACCUCAUCCGGAGGAUUCUGCGAAAACCCUACUCAAACAGGAAGCUAUAGUUACCGUGAAGGGAGUACCUCUUUCCAGCUAUAUGGAAGAUCUCCUAACCAAUAAGAUCUCAAAUAAUGCGUGUAAAGGAAGGCAAGCAAUAGAGUGGGUGAUAACAAAGCUAGAUAGGGAAGUGCAAGAUUUAUCUAGAACAACUGAUAAAAUGAUCGAACAAACAAAGAAAUCUAUUUCUUACUUAGGACGGGGAAUGGAUAAUCUACUCAGUCAGGAUGCGUAACAUCGAUUCAUUACCUAGGAAAGAUUCAAGCUGAAGCCACAUUUGUACAUAGCUACAUAUUUAUGAAAGUCGUCGUGUCACUCACUCCUUAAAAAAUUUAUUUAUUGACAUUCCCCGAUAUAAAACACCUAGAUUUAAAUAAAUAAAAGUAUUUGUUUAAUGAUAUUAUCAUUUCUUGAUAUCGUUGAAUUUUUUCAUGUAUGUUCUUCUUUAUAACGAAGAGCACUAUAAUUAGGCAAUGAAAUAUAUGAGAUGUUUUGUA
This is a messenger RNA of Harmonia axyridis, 1000 nucleotides long. RefSeq names its product protein slowmo (gene slmo). Gene Ontology annotation, molecular function: phosphatidic acid transfer activity. Gene Ontology annotation, cellular component: mitochondrial intermembrane space. The coding region runs from base 130 to 738 and encodes 202 amino acids. NCBI's taxonomy places the organism in Eukaryota, Metazoa, Arthropoda, Insecta, Coleoptera, Coccinellidae. Gene Ontology annotation, biological process: phospholipid transport. The record is from RefSeq and is a predicted model, not a curated record. The transcript has 3 exons.